Cyprinus carpio (common carp) is the source of this 6166-nucleotide messenger RNA. RefSeq lists its product as uncharacterized. Bases 803 to 6040 code for a protein of 1745 amino acids. The transcript is spliced from 32 exons. The record is from RefSeq and is a predicted model, not a curated record. NCBI's taxonomy places the organism in Eukaryota, Metazoa, Chordata, Actinopteri, Cypriniformes, Cyprinidae.
CCCACACUUGACUCUGAUUCAUUCGCGCUUCAAAACAGCUGAAAAGAAGUGGUAGACACAAUAGAUGAACACAAAAAAAUAAAAAAAAAUUUAGUGCACAACAGUAGGCUAUUUUACUUGUGGCUUGUGCCAUAGGAAAACGAGUCUAGUGAGUUGUAGCAUCGCCUGCAAGUUACAAAUGCGUCACAGUGAGUUAGAUCUUAAAUACGGACACAGUUGUUAUCUAGGAGUAGACUGCAGGAUAACUCUCCAUGCAUUGCGUUUAACUUGCAGUAACAAAUUGUGCAACAAGUUGUUUUGUGGGAAUGGAUAUCAAUUUAUAAGUAGGCUAACUAUAUAUUAUCAGUUUUUUAUCAGAUAAGUUAUAACUUCAGCACUAAAGCUACCUUGUCAGUUGAGUUCAUUCUUAUGUAGGGCUAAAAGUGUGUGAAAUGUGAAAAUAUAUUGCGUAAUUUAAGUCACCAUUAGGUCAUAGUCCACACAAACUCAGCUAAAGUAAUUCAGGGUCCAAGUUCAAUGAUUUGAAUCACAUUGCAAAAAUUAUGAGGACAUCAUAAGCACUAAGCAUAGUGUUUAACUGGCAUACAGAUUCAUACUUUUUAAAACAUUGUUUUUCACUCCAAAUUUUAUGUCUGAUUUACAUUGUCAAUAAAAGAUAUGAUUCCCUUGCUAAGUUUAAAGAGUGUAACAACUUUUGCUUAUGUAAGUGUUUGAUGUUAAUUCAAGCUUGUUUAUACUGCUAGGACUCUGGAUCCAGAUUCAACUUUAACCCAGAUAAUGCAAUCAGUUUACUAGGCUGACCAUGGCCUUCUCGCUUACUGGGUGCAUCAAAACGAAUGAAGCCAAGGGAUGUGAAAAACAAGGUUUUUACUGCCCAGAGGGAGGUAGGGGUCCAGUUCCAUGUCCUAGAGGAACAUUUGGACCAAGUUUUUGGGCCCAGUCUGUAAAUGACUGCAUCAGCUGCCCACCACAUCACUAUGGACCUAGAGAAGGCUUGAGCAAUUGCCUGCCCUGUGGGCCCUGGUCACAGCAGCCUCUGCUUGGACAGGACAGCUGUACAUGUCUGCGAGAGGGUCAAGUCUUCCAGGCCAGUGAUGGACAGUGUCCAUGUACUUUGGGAUACACACAGAAAGGAGAAGCCUGUGUGUUGAAGGUCUAUGAGAUCUGCAAGGAUGGAAGAGCACGAAACCAGCAUGGAGAAUGUCUGGACCACAAGCAAUGGAAGCAGCAUUGCUCCCAGCAGGUGUGUCUAUCUCCUGAGCUGUAUGAGGGCUAUGAUGGUUCCCUGGGCCUGUGUGCUUGCAGAGGGCUGUCCAGGCCUGAGCCAGACAGGGUUGAGUGUGUUGGCUGGUGCCGGAGCAACCUGAGUCCAAUUCUGCAGCUGGUUUGCACUGGAAGCCUUUACCUGCUCUACACUGAGUCUAAUCAACAGGUGAGCAUGUCUAGAAGCAUGCUGGAGACCGUCCUCAAACACUGGGACUCCCGUGGGAGCUUAGAAUGCAAUGUGCAGCUCAACUUCUCCAGGCCUGUGUACACAGUUAAAACAGAGGAGGCGGGCUUCUUUGGUCUGCUUAAUGCCGUCCCUGUGGAGGUCAGGAGGUUGAUUCUGGCCCACAGCCAGCAAACUAACAACUACUUUGAGCCCCUAGACAAAGACAGAGGAAACAUCAAAGACAAAGAGGAAGACUGGGACUCUCAUUGGUCCGGUAUAUCAUCAGCGUUUGGUACAUCCGACAUGAGGCCUAGAGGAGUCUUGAACCCAACAGCAUGUCUACAUCCGGGAGACAUUCUUCUUUUUACAGUGACCCAACAGCACUAUCCUCAGUAUGAUGUAGACAGCUUGUAUAACACUAAUGAUGCAUUUGACUGGGGACCCUUCAGAUUACUGGCACAGGACCAAGAACUGGCACGAUCUACCCACUCCCUUUUUUCCAUAAGUCUCCAUGAGCCUGGGGUGUACGCCUUCAAACUCAGCAGCCACAAUUAUAGGCACAUGUAUGUGAGGGUAGUGCCUGCAGGUGGAGAGUGCUAUGACACUGGACCCUUCUUCCCUUCUGACCCACAUCAUUUGACUCGCAUGGGCAUCGCACAGAGACGCCACCUGCUGCUCCGCCCCAACUGGCUGAUGAUCGGUGGGCUUUUAGUAGGAGCUGUGGUAAUCCUGUGCUUGUGUGUCAUUAUAUUGAUCUUGUUCAGGAAUUACGGCUGGCCUGAGAAACUGCCAGCUCAGGUCAGGUACCGUGAUCUGCAGCUAAGGUACAACAUGGACGACUAUUCAUCAAAGGGCUCCAGGGUGGUGGCUGUGAAAAAAACACAUCGAAACCUGCAGGUGGGGUUGACUGAGGAUUCAGUGCAGAGAGCAGUGGCUCUGGUGUCAAAUGAAUUCUGGGACUAUGAAGAGCAAGUGGAUCUCGAAGCAUUCAGCUCCAGCACCUUCUAUGACAUCCUACUCAAGCACAGCGUGUCUGUCACAAUACGUCUCGGGCAGCUCAGAGGAGAGGUGAAGCAUCUCUAUCAGGGGGUGCUGGGGAAGUUGAGAGAGCUCCACCCUGGCUGGAGGAUGUUUGGAGGGAAAACCGAAGGUCUGGAGAGGCAGGUGGAGCAGGAGAUGGUGCGACGAAGAGCACUGGGCAAUCAGCUGACACAGCUGCUGGACAGCCAGCUGCAGAUCCUGCGGGUGGAGAUGAGAGCACAGCAGGCCAUGCAGAAGACCUUCAGAGCACGACUGAGAGAGAGCGCGAGGCUUCUGAGACUGCUGGCUGAGGGUCAGACCUCGCUCUGGGAUAAACACAUCAAGCAACAUGUUCUGGAGCGGGUAGCUGUGCUGGCUGAUGAGAUGACUGAGAAGGUAUCAGUGGAGAGCCAGAGGCUGGGGGCCUGGGUUGUGCUUAAAGAGGGCACUGGAGCACAGCUAUUAUGCCCUGCUACUGGAUCAGUCCUCAGUAGGGAAGACAUCAUCGCUCCUGAUGGAUCUCUUAGAGCUUGUGAUGCCGUUCAUGUAAACCCCCUCACAGGCCUCAUUCAGCCCAACUCUAACGCCCAUAUGUUACUGGCCAGUGGACACAGCAUGCCAGUUCCCCCGGACUUCUUCCUACACUCCCAGACUGGCAAACUACUGCCUAUGGCUGGAAACGUGGGCUUUGAUCCUGUUUCCUCCACCCUUGUCUUUACAGCCGAUGCUUGUGUGGGGGAGGUGGGAAAAUGGGAACUACCCCUGCUGCCUUUCAUUCCGUACCCUCCGUCCCGCCACGCCGAACUUCAUGCUGCUUCCAAACUACGGGGGCUUCGUUCAGGCCAAAGGCUGAUGCUUGGAGGACCCAUGUGUGACUGUGACACUGGUGUUUUGGUGCCUAUUCAGGCAGUCACCAUCCAUCCACAAACAGGAUUGGUUUAUCCUUUGGGAGGCGUGCACACGUGUCCCAUCUCACGCCUGUGGCAGCCUAUUCAAAUAGGCUCUCCCAUGCUGGACCCACGUACAGGUGACCUAGUGCUCAUCACGGGCAUCACUCUUGAUCCCCAUACAGGGGCUGUACUUCCAGUUGGGGGGCUUCUCCUAGGCGAGUCCUUCAUCGAGCCCUUGAGCGGACGGAUGGUGCGGGUUGGUGGAGGCAGCGUGCGAGGAGGAAAGGUGGUGCCUCAUGCUGGGGGUUUCCAGGCUCUGCUGGACAGCCAGGCUCUGGGCGCUUGCUUGCGAAUGGCAGAGCUCCUGCAAGGAUUCAGCUCAGCAGCUGCAGAUCCACAAGGUGACCUGGACAGACUCUCGGCAGCAACAUCUGAGCUGGAGCAGGCCUGGAAAAGCAGCCAACACUGUAUGUUGCAGCUGCUGAGUCGCCUGGAAGCCGUACAGGGACAGGCCAGGGGUGUGGUGGAGAAUGGCGGUAGUGUGGGGGAAAUUAAGCUUCCUGGCAUUGAGCUCUCCUUGCCAGCUCUCCCCGGGUUGGAGUAUCCUGACCCUGGAGGCUCGGGUCUGCAUGUCCCAGUUCUGGGAGCUCAGUUGGACUGGAUGUCAGGAUCUAUGGUGCCCCUGGCAGGAACCAUGGAGGAUGCAGAUGGUAAAGGGCUAGUUCCCAUACAUUUUGGAGCGCAGACAGUGGACCCAGUGACAGGGGUGCUGGCUCCGGUUGUGGGGGCCAGUCUGGAUGUUUGGAAACGGACUGUGGUUCCUGUAACUGUGUCCCAGAUUCUGACGUUAGGAGAAAACCCAGACAGUGUCACGGUGGAAGCCCUCCAGAAAGAGAGCAGUGUACAGGGCAAUUACUGGCGUGAGCAGACACUGAAGGAAGAGGAGAUGGUGGGAGAUUUUGACAGAGCCAUUAAACACUAUCUGUCCACAUCCAUACACGAGUCUGACUGUAUAGACUGGAUGGACACAGACAGGCACCUCAGGGAGACCGCCGCUGAGAUUCAGGAAAGUGCUCAGUGUGAGGCCCAGAGAAAAGCUCUCCAGAACUCAGAGUUAUCGCUGCUCCUACAAGCCCAUGUGUUACACACCUUCACAGGAGGAGAUGAAGAGGAGUGGGAGCAGCAGUGUUACUGGCACACUGAGCUUAAGGCCGUGCUGAACCGAGUGAGUGUGUCCAUGGAGAGACUGCAGAGGGACCGGGAUCAGCUGUCGGCACAGGAAACGCAGCAUCUGGAUGGAAAACUGAGGGAGCAGGAUCUGUGGGAGCAUUUAAUGCAGAGACAAGCAGAGCUGGAUGCUGCACUUUCAACUCUUCACUGUGCUCGUCAGGUCUGCCAGCUGCGUGCUGACAUUGCACAGUCUUUGGUUUGUGGCACAUUCUGGUAUAAGGAUUUUGGCAUGCUGCAGCCUAAGGGUGUGAGGAACCCUCUGAAAGUAAUAGCCAUGACUCAGCAGAAAAUCCUUCCUCGGCUUGAACGACUUAUUCAGCUGCUGGAGGAAACCAAAGCACUUGGCCAGUCGACCAGCACACAGCGGCAGCAGAGCUCUGGAAAGCAGGCGUUCGACCGAGACAGCGCUUCCAGAGCGUGGACCGAAUCUGUGUCUGUUGUGAAAGGUAUCUCAACUCAGUCCUUUAAAGAUCAAAUGAAGGCUCCGUCUGUGAGUGAACAGAAUGCCACGGUGCCCUCUCUUCCUCUGUCAAACCCAUCUUACACUCAGAAAAGCCAGGAAAAAACACAGCUGAACCACAGCCAGGAUGUCCAAUUUCUCCAGGAACCUGGUCUGUCCGCACACAUCAGUAUCCCACAGCUAGCAGAGGAAGACUGGUCCAGACUAGUAGCACUAUCUCCUCUAUUCCAGCUGAUGAAGGAAGUGGAGCAACAGCUCAGGGAUAGUGCCAGAGAUAGAGGCCUUCUCAAGAUCCAGCCUUCAGGUGCAGGCCAGUCAUUCAUGGAUUUCAUGGAUGCCCAGUGGGAGUGUGAGGGAGAGCUGAUUCAAGUGAGCUCUGAAACCCUCAACCCACGACAGCUUCUGCUCUACCAGCAUGGACAGUUUCUCCUCCAGCACCUUCACUUACAUAAAAUGAUACCAGCAGUAACCCUUCAACUGGCUUCUACUCUUCCUUUCAACGACUACCAUAACAAUGCUUUCCGCAACUCUUUCUAUUAUCAGGAGGGACAGAAGACUCUGUUUGUUCGCAGUCAGAGAUUGCAAUCGGUGGGUGGCCUCUCUCUGCUGCUAAUGCACUGUGCUGCACACAUUUCCAUCGGCCAGAUGAGGACUGACACCAUUCCUGCCUUUCAAAGAGCCUUCUUCAAGGUUUUACAGGUGGGCUUAAGUGAGCUGUUCCAUGCCAGGCUGGGACAAACUGAUAGUCCAGAUGAUGAGAGGACGAAAGAUUUGGCGUCUGACGCAGCUCUCAAUGGUCUUCUGCUGGAAAGAGUCCAGAAGCCAAGUCCUGGGAUUUUUUCAGAGCAUGAGGUUUUGGGACGUCUGCGCAAAUACAGAGAGGCUUCAGUGUUCCGCCAGGUCGAGAGUCUCCUAAAAGAGUCUCCAAAGAGCCUGGAGAUCAACCACCUCAACACUGACCCGUCACUCAACGACGACCCAGAAAGCCAAGCCGCUGCUCCUCCAUGAACUGACAUUUUAACUUUGAACAGUGCUGCCUCUCUGACAGUGAUGAAUCCAGCUUUCAAAGGCAUGUUAUGUGCUGUGAGGCAGCUGAUGGCCUUAUGGUCUUGGACGGUAGAGCAUCUAUUUUUG